Messenger RNA from Aricia agestis (brown argus), 1081 nucleotides. RefSeq names its product acyl-CoA Delta-9 desaturase (gene BmorPDSN). Bases 82 to 1047 code for a protein of 321 amino acids. The transcript is spliced from 7 exons. The record is from RefSeq and is a predicted model, not a curated record. Gene Ontology annotation, biological process: unsaturated fatty acid biosynthetic process. Gene Ontology annotation, cellular component: endoplasmic reticulum membrane. Gene Ontology annotation, molecular function: stearoyl-CoA 9-desaturase activity; iron ion binding. NCBI's taxonomy places the organism in Eukaryota, Metazoa, Arthropoda, Insecta, Lepidoptera, Lycaenidae.
UCUGCCAGUCAUCGCUGAAAUAGUUCACCUGCGGACACUCUCGCCCGCGCUUCAGUCAGAAACGCUGCUGUUCCAGGCCAGAUGGAAACCCGCAGCGACAAGAUGAGCCGCGCGCGCGAGGCCAACUGGCCCGCCGUCCUGUUCUACAUCCACGUCCACCUCCUCUCCAUCUACGGCCUCUGGCUGCUCUUCGUUGAGGCCAAGAUCCUCACCAUUAUGUUUUUGAUUACGCUGGUCGCAUUCGCUAAUUUGGGCAUAACCACAGGAGCGCACAGGUUAUGGGCCCACUACACUUACACAGCCAGCAAAGAACUGAAGAUCGCAUUGAUGAUUUUCCAGACACUUGCAGGAGUGGGCUCGAUCUACGACUGGGUGCAGCACCACAGACUGCACCACGCCACGUUCAAGACAGACAACGACCCGCAUGACUGCCGCAAGGGUUUCCUCUAUGCCCACCUGCUCACGCGCAUGCAGAAGCUCAGCCCGCAGCAGGAGGCCAUCAAGCAGACAAUCAACAUGUCUGACCUUGAGAACGACUCCGUUGUUAUGUUCCAGAAAAAAUUCUACUGGGUGCUGUACGCACUGGUGUUUGUGAUUGCGCCGCUGGUCGCACCUGUGGAGUACUGGGGCGAGUCGGAGCUGACCGCACUCUUCGUGAUCGGCUUUCUGCGGUACGCGCUCGUGCUGCACGCCGCCUGGCUCGCCGAGAGCGGUGUCAGCGUAUGGCGACUUAAGGAGGGGGAGAAAUACCCGCCGGACUCGAACACGGUGUUCAUCCUGAACCGGUCGUCGUGGCCGGAGUACCAUUACAUCUACCCCCACGACUACAAGUCCGGCGAGUACGGCACUUACGGGUCGGGCUGCUCGACAGCUUUCAUCAGGGUAUACGCGGCUUUGGGGCUGGCCACCAAGCUGAACACUUUGCAGACCAGGACCCUCCAACUGGCGCUGGCCGAGAAGGUCAAGACCAACAAACCCCUACUCCAGUGCAUCACGGAGGGAGUCAACCGACAGAACCUUCCAGAAGACCACUACUUAAAGAACUAGUUAAAUGUAUUUUUAAAAUUAAAUAUAUAUAUAU